AUGAUCGAUGUCUCAGUCCGCCUGCGCCGCGCCGUUCGUCUGAAUGACCUGUUGCUGGUGCAGCGCAUCGUCCGCAACAACCCCGACGUCCUGCGCAACCCGGACUUUGACGACCAGAGCAACACGUCGUUGCACCUGGCAGCCCGUGCUGGCUUCCUCGACAUUGUCGCCUUCCUCGUCGACGCCGGCCACGAGUCCGAGGGCAUUUCGCGCAACACCGACCAUGACACGCCGCUCAUCAUGGCCGCCAAAGCCGGCCGCGUCGACGUGGGCAUGCUGCUGAUCGCGCGCUUCCCCCGCGCCGUGCCCUACGUCAACCUCCGCGGCAUGGACGCCCUCAUGGCCUCCGCCCAAAACGGCACGCACAACCUGAUCCCGCUCCUAACCGGCGCCUCCUACCCAUGCAGUCCACACGCACGCGACACCAACGGCGACACAGCGCUGCACCACGCCGCGGCGGCGGGGGAGCUGAAAGCGGCGCGCGCGCUGCUGCUCGCGGGCGCGUCGCCCGCCGCGCAAAACGCGUUCGCGUGGACGCCGCUCGCGUACGCCCGCACCCACGCCGCAAAGCUGUAUCUAGAGGAGCUGGUGGGGGAGCUGGAGCGCCGGCGCGAGGACGCCGCGCGCGGGCGCAGAGAGGAUGCCGCGAGGUCGUCUUUGCGCGCGAAGGGCAGUAGUGUGCGGUUGGUGACGGCGGUGGAUGAGGGGGUUGUCGCGGGCGUGAGUCCGGGGCUGGGGCUGGGGUUGGUGGGUGCGGGUAGCGGAAAUGGGAAUGGGAAUGCUGCUGGUGGUGGUGGUAGUGGCGGUGGCGCCAUGCUGCGCGGCAUCAAGGAGGAGGAGGACGGGAUCGUGGAGGCGGGGAUGCCGCUGCCGCCGCUAAGACCGCCGCCGUUGAUGGUGCGCAGCGCCGGCGGCGUGAAUGGCGGGAGCGGCGGCAGCGACUGGAGCCCUGUUGAGAGCAGGCGGCCCAUGACGCCGCGCGGCAUGUCGACCGAGCAGCGCCAUAGUCGCGAGUGGGGGUAUGGCGCGUAUGGCCGCGCGAGGGCGCAUAGUGGCGACUAG
This is a messenger RNA of Aplosporella prunicola CBS 121167, 1062 nucleotides long. RefSeq lists its product as uncharacterized. The record is from RefSeq and is a predicted model, not a curated record. The transcript is spliced from 3 exons. Gene Ontology annotation, molecular function: protein binding. The coding region runs from base 1 to 1062 and encodes 353 amino acids. NCBI's taxonomy places the organism in Eukaryota, Fungi, Ascomycota, Dothideomycetes, Botryosphaeriales, Aplosporellaceae.